AUGGGGGCUGUCAACAGUAGACUCGACGACGGAGGGGCCCUGUUCCUGCGGGACCAGAACCGAUUCUCCGUUGCGUCGCUCUCUAUCACAAAUGGCCGCAACCGUACGCUUCUGAACAUCUCGCCGAAUGCUUUCCCCUCGAACAGAUAUAGUGCGAAGAGAGAUGUAGGGGAUGACAGCGUUAUCGAAUAUAUACAGGACCCCGAAUCACUCUCCUCCGGCGGACUGCCAUCCUUUCUCAUCCGCUUAACAAACGACGAAGAACUUACUUUCAACUUCACAUUUAUCAUUCGCCAAGCACAAGCUCCUCCAAGUAUAUACAAUGUCAAUAAUGCCUCUACCAUUACCCCAAAUGGACUCAUCGAUACCGUCAUUAAUGGCCUCACGUUUGUCUUUGCCCCCAGUACAAAGGACUUGGACAAUUUGGUCACGAGGGAGUUUCACGCAAAUCCAAAUCUUCACAAAAAUCCCCAGGUGGAGUUGGUGGGUGAUUAUUCGACAGGUGGAAGCGCCUCAGUUCAGUUCGAAUGGUCCUGGAGAUGGAAACCUCCGAAGUCAGGCGAGGAUCGAGGCGGAGGAUGGCGUACAAGCUGCAGUUUUGUCGAGUAUGACCAGCGUGCACACCGAUUAGACACAUUAGCAAGCUUCGCAUUCUGGGUCCAGAACACACAACGUCAAGUUCAAAGCCCAAAAUCCCCCUCGCCGCGGCUAGAACUUGGUGUACCUCCAAGACUCAGAGUCCCCUCCGCACAGUCGAUUGAAUCGCGCGUCAGUGAUUCGGAUGAAUAUAAAGAUACCAUGGAUUAUAUCCCUCCAAGGUCUCCGACUAUUGAUUCCAUACCGGAAUAUGGGCUUGGAUUAGUCCCAAGCCAAGCAACAACGCUGACCAGUAACACCGUCAAGGUGGACGUCAGCUGCCAACGUCCCAGCGAGGACUUGAGUCAGACUGAGGAUGGACCUCUCUUCAGAGCGACGAUGAAGUCUCUGGAACAAAGGACCGGCAAUAUGCGCACAAAGUGGAAGAAGGUUCUCAAGCGCGCCGAAGCAGCGCUCGAAGCCCAGGUCAACUGCAACAGUGCUAUGUCGGAUUUGAUGGAGGCUCUUCGAGAAGCUUCCUCGUCAAACGCAAACGCAGUACAACCCGCAAUUGACCAUUAUUUUGACAAGAUCGCCAAAGAAAUCUUGUCUUACGAAAAGUCAAAUACAACCAACAUCCAGAAGCUCAUCAUUGAACCCAUUUCUAAGCUGUACAAUGUCGAUAUUAAACAAGCUGAAGCUAAGAAGAAGGACUUUGAGGAAGAAAGUAAAGAAUACUAUCAAUAUGUCAGCAGGUAUCUCGGCCAACGGCAAGAUUCACUCAAAGAGAAGAAGCGUGCCGAAACCGAUUCCAAGUACCAAUCGAAACGCCGGAACUUUGAGCUCAAGCGGUUCGACUAUUCAUCUUUCAUGCAGGAUCUCCAUGGGGGACGGAAAGAUCAAGAAGUCUUGUCACACUUGACGAGAUAUGCGGAUACGCAGGCUAAGAAUUACCUUGACACAGCAAAGAAAAUCGAGACGAUGAUACCACAGCUAGAAGCAUUGAGCUUCGAGGUGAAGGAGGUGGACAAAGAAUUCCAGCUCCAGAGGACUGAAAGGGAGGAAAAGAGACGAUUGUUGGAAAAGAGCAAAAAGCCCUACGACGAACCGCCACCAUCCCAAGUGGUCCCAGCAACCCCUUCAAAUGGGAGCGUAGCUCGUCCAAUUGGAUCAUCUGACGCAGAUCUCCCUGGACGGAAAGGCAGCGUUGCUCCCGUUUUCCAGAGUACAGUUAGCCCUCCUCCACCGGCCACUUCAUUAUCUAGCCUUCCUUCAUCUAUAACAUCACCGCAAAGUCCCGAAUCUAGUCAAGCUACCCUACCUGUUGGAAGUCCGAAUCUGAACAAGUUCAAAGGAAUUCGUGACUUAGAAGAUAAGGAUCACGCCUUCUUCACCGCGGGCCGCGAAACGAGCCACGGUGCACACAGGAAAGAGGGUCUCUUGUGGGCCCUCAGCAAGCCAGGCAGCCAUGUUGACCCCAAGGGGCUGAACAAACAGGCUUGGCACAAAUUCUGGAUUGUUCUCGACCAGGGGAAGCUCUCCGAGUACACUAAUUGGAAGCAAAAACUGGACCUUCAUAUUGACCCAAUUGACCUUCGAAUGGCCUCAGUCCGAGAAGCACGCAAUGCGGAUCGCCGCUUCUGUUUCGAAGUCAUCACACCUCAAUUCACACGAGUCUACCAGGCCACUUCAGAAGACGAUAUGAAGACCUGGAUUUCAGCUGUCAAUAAUGCCCUUCAAAGUGCUGUUGAAGGGACGGGCAAGAACGACCGUAUUUCUACGGAUUCUUUACCUGGAUCAACCAGACGGGAUAUUGCUUCCGUUCUCACUGGGAAGAGUUCAUCACUUUCUAAUCAUCGAAAUAACUACAGCUCGAAAACCCCCGCGCGACAUGCCACAGUCGGUGAUCGGCCCUCAUACCGGAACAUAGAGAAUACCGGCGACGACGGCAAGCUCUUGCAGCAAAUCCGCGAUGCAGAUGCUGGGAACAAACUCUGCGCCGAUUGUGGAUCAGAGAGCAAGGUGGACUGGGUGUCCAUCAACCUUGGCAUUGUCAUUUGUAUUGAGUGCAGUGGCAUUCAUCGCUCUCUUGGGACGCACAUCACAAAAGUCCGGUCACUCACGCUAGACACGAACUCUUUCACUCCCGAUAUCAUCGAAAUUCUCCUCAAAAUUGGCAACCGCGUCAGCAACAUGGUCUGGGAAGCGAGGCUCGACCCAGGGCUGAAGCCGUCUCCAACUUCAACUCGAGAACAGCGACUCCACUUCAUCACAUCAAAAUAUGUAGAUCGUGCUUUCGUUGCUCCCAUCUCUCCAACCCUCUCACACUACGCUACUCCCGAAGAGACCCUCCUAGCCUCUAUUAAGAAGAACGACAUUAAAAACGUUCUCUAUGCCCUAUCCUUACGGGCGGAUCCGAAUGCGAAAGAUCGAUCGCGUGGAACGCAUGCCGUAUUCCUAGCUCUUGCCGCAGCUGAUCCUGCCUCUCCAUCAGCGUCUGCUUCUCCUGCAAGCUCCCCAGGCCCGGGUGCCCGUCCCCCGACACCUCAAUCCACUCGAAAACCAUUUCCGAUUGCCGAGCUUCUGUUGCAGAAUGGCGCCGAUCUCCCUACUCAGCCUGCACCAAUACCACUCAGCUCUUCAACGCGCAUGUAUCUCGAUCACAAAGCUGAUCAAAGAGCAGGGAAGAGGCCGUCAGGCGUCGGAAGUCCUGCUAACCCUAGUGGAGACACUCUAACUGCACUACCUCAUAUCACAGCUGGUAAUGGAAGCACUCCUGCUGAGAGAGCGCGUGAGCGGGAGUCAAGGCUACAGAAGAGAGUAAGCGCUGGCGGAAGGUUGGUGAAGAAUCACUCUGAUAAUAGCGAAGGUAGGCGAGGCUUGUAA
Molecule: messenger RNA, 3462 nt
Organism: Lindgomyces ingoldianus
Lineage: Eukaryota; Fungi; Ascomycota; Dothideomycetes; Pleosporales; Lindgomycetaceae
Product: ArfGap-domain-containing protein
Exons: 6
Coding region: 1-3462 (1153 amino acids)
Biological process (GO): intra-Golgi vesicle-mediated transport
Cellular component (GO): endosome; trans-Golgi network; cytoplasm
Molecular function (GO): GTPase activator activity; protein binding
Source: RefSeq, a predicted model, not a curated record